Messenger RNA from Siniperca chuatsi (mandarin fish), 6174 nucleotides. RefSeq names its product TANK-binding kinase 1-binding protein 1-like. Lineage: Eukaryota; Metazoa; Chordata; Actinopteri; Centrarchiformes; Sinipercidae. The transcript is spliced from 13 exons. Gene Ontology annotation, cellular component: cytoplasm. The record is from RefSeq and is a predicted model, not a curated record. Bases 155 to 2119 code for a protein of 654 amino acids. Gene Ontology annotation, biological process: canonical NF-kappaB signal transduction.
AAGAGAACUGUAAGCUCUGUUCCUCUGUGUAUGUCUCCUUUAAAACGAAGGUUCAGUACAGAAAAUAAAAGUCUUCAUCUAUUCUCUCACCCUCCCCUUCUCGUUGUAUGGACAAAAAGGGGGAGGUCUACACACACGGCAGCCUCCACUGCUGAUGUCAGACUCCAGUCAUGUCGACCCUCCUGAGCACCAUCAGCACCGUCAGCACCGUCAGCGUCACGGCUUUUCUACAGAGACAGGAGAGCUGGGGCUGCUGGGAGGAGGAGAGGGGCUGAGAGAUGAUGUGGGCAUUUCCGGGAUCAGCUGGUCGGCCAAUCGGCUGCCAGAGGACAUGUACCCAGCGUCAGGAUUGGCCCUGGCUGCUGCCUAUCAUGACAUCAAGACCAGGCUGGCCAGUCUGGAGAGGGAGAACAGCAGCAUCAAGAGGAAGCUCAAACACUACGAGGUCAAGUUUCCUAUGAUCAGUGAAUUUGGAGAGGAGAGGAUACUGUGCUGUUCCUGUAAGCCCAUCAUCACGGAUACCAGUGUAAUCCAAUCAGAGACCACCAACCUACAGCAGAGGAUCAACUCUCUCACUCAGGAGCUCCAGAAGAGUAAGGAGAGAGAGGAGAGGUUGGAGGAAGUCAUCCAGGCUUACGAGAAGAUUCACUUAGAGAAAAGCAAUGUCCAGAGAGACCUAGACAAGAUGACGACUCUAGCUGAGCAGCAUGUGGAGCAGAUCUGCAGUCUGGAGUCAGCUCUCAGACAGAGAGAAACUUCCCUGCAGACACUCAGCGCUCAACUCCGUAGCAAAGACGCCCAUCAGUCUCAGCUCCACGCCAGCCUGGAUGUACCCAGAGAGGGCCGCGGGCUGACGUUGCAGAGCUCGCGCAGUUUGGACGCCCUGUCAGACCUGAAGCUGCAGCGACUGGAGGCCGAGCUGGAGGGGGCACGGCACCAGGCCGAGGGAGCCUGUCAGAGGGAGAAGGAGCUGAGGGCCGAGCUUCAGAGGCUGCAGCAGGAGGUAACCCAGCUACAGGAGACACAGAGACGGUCACAGGAGUUGUCCCAACACUGUGAGCACUGUGACGUAGAAUGGAUAAAGAAAGCUGGGGAUGAACAGGUGAACCUAGCGCUAGCCUACACUGAGCUAACCGAGGAAUUGGGAUGUGUUCGCAGUCUGGCUGUGAAACAGAGUGACCUUCUGCAACAUUUCUCACAGGAUGCUGGUUCUCGUCCUCCUCCUGCUCCUCAGCUUCUCUCCCCCACCUCUCCUCAGCGCCCCUCACUCACCCCUGAGAGGAUCCUCCCCACCCCCUCUCCUCCUCUGUCCCCAAGCGACGGCCCCGCCUCCUACUCCCAUCAGCCAACCAGCAGCCGUCUACGAGCAAAGUUCCAGGGUCGCCGCAGUUACUCGGAGGUAUCUGACCCCUCAGCCAUUCAGAGAACCCCAGCUCGCCUGAUGAGGGACCCAGUAUCCACCCUCCCCAAGCCCAGGCCCCUCCUGGGGGAGAUGCAUGGUUAUGGCCAAACCAAACCUCAGCUCCGUACCUCCUUGGUGGGCCUGGUCAGACCAGCCUCGGCUCAUGGAGCUGAAGGGGAGAGAGGAGGAGGAGGGGGAGGAGAGAGAGGUGGGGACAGGAGCCUGAGCAGCAGUCCUCAUCACCAUGCUCUGGACCUGGGCUUCCCUCUGGCUGCUGAGGUACAUCACUUCUGUCACCUUGACAACUCGCCUGAGCCCACCCCACUGGUGACACCACCACAGUCCUCUGAUGAUGAAGAGGAUGUAUGUACAUACCUAUCGCCGGCUGCCAGCCCGCCUCGGACGCUUGGCGCAAUUGGGAUAGGCUCGUCGUCGCCUAGGAAACAGCCCCUACACCCCUCGUUCCCGUCUCCGAGGAAACAGCCCAAUAAUCCCUCCUUAUCAGCCCCUGAGGGCCCUGCCACCCUCUCCUGCCGUCUGCCUCCCUACAUGAACACUGAGCAUGCUCAGUCAUGGCCCUCCAUUAACUUAUGGAUGGAGUCAGAAGAGAGUGCUGUCCGUAGCUGUCCUCUGUGUCAGCUGACCUUCCCAACUGGUUACCCCGAUGACGCCCUCAUCAAACACAUCGACUCCCACUUGGAGAACAGCAAGAUCUGACUUUUUAUCAAGCGUUUUACACCCAUUUUCACCUAAGAUGGUCCACGUCCAUCUUGAUUGUUUUCUAUUUAGGUUCUAUUCAGGAAUGCUUUGAUGAUCCCAUAUUCUUCUUUCUAUGGAACUUGCCAGUAUAACCACAGUCUUCUGGUACAGGGGCUACAUGCCUUGCUCAAGGGGCACUUCCCUCUGCCCUUCCAUCCAGAUUGUGGAAUCUAACCAGCGACCUUCCAGUCACAGAACAAGUUUGUUUUUCUACCCUCCAGGCCCAAGUGUUCAUCAUUUCAUUUCCAGGUUGUACAUUGCUUCCUUUUCGUUCACGAAGGACAUGAGUACAUUACCUAACAUCUCUCACAAAGCCGCCUGGUGACAGAAGACUGCUUGAAACAUCCGACACAUGCAAUGUCCGAAGUGUCUGUUUCAUGUCCAACAUGUAUCACACCACCUGGCUGUCACUGCUCUCAUGUCGGUUUGUGGAGGAUCAAAAUUACUAUUUUCAAAAGAUUUCUGGACGUGCAAUGACCUGAGGUUAAAAAUUGUCUGCAGAAGUAAUUCAGUUAGUAACGUACUCUUGUUUGGAUGUGAUGACAAAAUGAACACUGUUUAGUCUAGAAGACUAAUAGCCGGUCUCCAAAUAUAUCUCACAGGCUAUAGAACAAUUCAUGAUUAAAGGAUAGUUUAAAGGAUGCAGCAAACAAGUAAUAUUAAUAACAAUAAUGGCAGUGAAAGGGGCCAAUCUACUGGCUAGUCCAAAACAAACUACAUGUAAACUCAAGAGUGUGAAAUGCUCCUAAGGUAAAAAUGUAAUUCAAUGAAAAAAUAAGAACUACAGCACCUACUGCCAUCUCCUGGUGUGGUAAUGAGAGUGCCUUGGUUAAACCACAACCUUUAUUUUGAAAAGCAGAUAUCUGUGGAAGCCUAUUUCCGCUAGAUGUGAUGCUUUUCCUUUGGCCUGCAUGGGAAGUCAGAUCAUAUCUGUGUAUUCUUGUGCACUGCAUUCAGUACAUUAAUGAGAUUGCAUGCUGGCAUACUUUUUUUAAAUUCGUAUUAUUUUGGGUAGGUGAACUUCCAGCGCUCCCCGACACUGGCCUACUUUUCACUUAAAGUUUUCUGCAACAUAGUUUGUGGAAUUACAUGAGUAUGCGUUGUCCCAAACUGAAAAUGUGGACACGACACAUGAUUUUUACUGGUGUACAUAGUAACAUGUAUGUACAAUAUUACACUAAUUGAACUGCUAUAUUGUACAUACAUUACAAAUUUACUAGGUUAGGGCUAUAACAUUAGGAAUCAUUUCAAUUCAAUUGAAUUUUAUUUAUAUAGCGCCAAUUCAUAACAGAAGUUGCCUCAUUGCGCUUUUCCUAUAGAGCAGGUCUAGACUGUACUCUUUAUAAUAUUAUUUAUUAAUUAUUAAUUUCAGGAUACUCUUUAUUGAUGUGUUUCUCCAAAAUGUUUGAAUCUUUGUCACUUUAACCUCUCUGGAAACCCUCUUGGAAAGUGAAGAAGGUGCAAGGCUUGUCUUUUGUCUUUGUUUCUUUGUGUUUGGUAAUGUCUGAGAGGUGGGUGCUUUGGGUGGUAUGGAGCUGCCUCUCUCUUGAACUAAGGCUCCGUUGACACUGCAGCUGACACUAUAUAAGCUCCGUUUUUCUGCCAUGUGAUUUAGAAUCAGUCUUAAAAAAAAACAAGGGUUUAAUUCAACUUGGGUUUAAUUUUUGCAGUUUCUGCCAUCUAAUAACAUUAUAAUUGCUAAGAUCUCAGAACUCGACUUUGCUAAAGAUAGGUCCAACGGGGCAACAAACACGAGCAGUCAGGCGAUCAGACAGGUUGGAAACAAGCGAACAGUUUAGAUUAUCUAAACAAGACUAAGUCUACAGCCAUGCUAGUGACUAUGUGUGGCUGUACAUAAGCACAGCAGUGCUUUGAGCUGAUGUUUAGCAGGUAUAAUGUUCACCAUGUUCACCAUCUUAGUUUAGUGCGUUAGCAUGCUAUCAUUAGCUAAUUAGCAGUAAACACAAAGUACAGCUGAGGCUGAUGGGAAUGUUAUUAGAUUUUCAGGUAUAGGAUCAUAAACCAAAGUAUUGGGCAAAUGAAAGUGUCGACCUGAUGGUGGCGCAAGAUGAAAACUGUUCAUCCUAAGGGGAGCAUGAAUAUCUGAACCAAAUAGUUGAGAUUUCAGUCUGGAACAAAGUGGUGGAUCGACAGACUGACAGUUCCAUCCAUAAAAAGUGGGCACACCUAAAAUGUUGCUAUUAAUCCUUCAUUACACAGAAAACAGAACACAACCACAGUAAGUAUGGUCAGUCAAAUCUGAACAAGGAUUCAGGCUGUAAACUGUGAUUUUUGUUUACAACAGACACAUCUAGUAAAAUUCUAAUAUUUUCACCGUUUGCCUUUGUUUUCUCUUCCAUUUAAGUUUGGCUAACCCAUGGAGAGGUUUUCAACCUGAUCGUCGGACUGCUGGUGUGACCUAAAUGUGGAAUUUCACAAAUUCGGGAAAGAUUACAUCCAGAUGUCAAUUUUUUACAUGGAAUUGAAUGUACUUCAUUUCUGGAUUCUGUAAGCAACAUGGGACUUGUAUUUGAACGCAAUAUUUCUUGUGUUAUAAUGACAAAUAGACUAAAUCCUAAACAAAGAAUUAUCUGUUCCUCGCAUCACAGUCCUACUGAUGGUUUAAAAGUAUUCCACUGGCCAACAAAGGCAAGAAAGGAAGAGCUAGCAAGCAAACAUAGAUGUUAAUGUUUUAUGAGGAAGGACAUGUAUUUAGCCUGUUUGUUAGGCCUCUAGGAUUCACACUACGCAUUGUGGUGAGAAACAGUACAUGAAAAGUUUAAGUCCUUAAGAUUUCAGUUCUGGUUGAUUUGUUGACACCCGUGGUUACUGGUGGUAACAGGAAAUGCAGUUUAAUACUACAGCAAACACUCGUUCAGUAGUAACUUUGUCUGGUGUAUCUGUUUACAGUGCAGCCAAACAAACUCAGGUUGUUUUAAUAAGGAAGUCAGUCAGUAAUCCACAACAGCCGGACUCGGUAAAAGGAGUUGGUAGCUGCUCCUGCAGCUCCUCAUCUAACAGCUCACUGUGACUCCACCACUAACAAUGGAAACUAAUGUUAGAGGGAUAAUUACUGAAUGUAAAUACAUUGAAUGGCUAUUGUUGAAAAAAUGCAGACCAUUAAUAGUAUCAAAUAUAGGGUUUUAUUUCAUGAAAGUCUAAAAGAUUAUAAAUUCAACUGUAUUAUAUUACAUGAAAACUCCACAGGAUACCUUUAAUUUGUCACUAGGUUACAACCUAAUAUAGAUGUAAAAGUCAUUUAAAACUCUGAUCUCAUAUUUGAGAAGAAAUUUAGAGGCAUUCAAGAAAGCCUGCAGUGUGGAUGGAGCCUAAAGCCAGACCUUCACCCAGGUAGAGGUCUGCCAAUGCAGACAGAACAUAAUGUGUGGAGCAGGGGCAGUCUUGCAUUUACCAAACUAAAAUGUUUGGAAAGUAAAGAAGCACACCAGAAACAGAAAUGUGUAAAAUCAGAAGAACUCUCUCAGUUUCUUCGCAAAUGAAUAUUUGAGCUUAACGGCUGAAACUUGCACUGGUUUAUAGAUGCCAUCAGACUUGUAGGUUUAUUUUUAAUUUUUCAGGUGUUAGAAGGGGAAACUGCCAUGUCGCCCUGUGCUGGUGGUGCUGGUUACAUUCAAAGCCCCAGAGGAGAUUGCAGUGAAUUAAACACAAGAAGAAUUACUUCAUUGUAUGACAACUAUUUUACUUUUUACAAUAUUUUUUGCAGUUAACUUUAUUGUAGAUUGUGAUUGAUUUGCUCUGACAAACUAAUUAUGCACUUGAUUCUUUUAGCUUUGUUAAAUGAGGCUUUGAAAGCAGCCAGCAAGGGAAGCUCUUUGUCCACUCACUGUCAUGAAUACCUCACUGUUACUUCACUGUUUACAACAUCAGCAAGAGAGAACAGGGAAUGCUUUUAAUAAUAAAUCAUAUGUUAGAACUGUGGACAGGGAUUUGUGCUGUAGGUCUAAAUUAUCUGGAAUAAGAAAAAAUAAAUAAAAGGGUAAAGUGAAAUCAAA